CUCAUUCAAGAUUCCUACUUUUAAUUUGGUAAUUGUUGUUUAUUAGUACAAGAAAUGUCAUUAUAGGUCACCAGAAUGGAACAACAAUAACGUUAUCUACGUGUGAUCUAUAGGUCACAGGUUCGAGUUGUGAAAUGAGCUACUGAUGCUUUCUUAUGGUUUAACAAGUUGGCAUUUGUUUUCUUCUAUACUAUAAUGUUCUGGCCUUGGUUUUGUCAAAGAGAUUGUUUAUUAGUCCUUAUCAGUAUUAUACAUUACAGAAAAAUCAAUAAAGCUGGGAUUUCGAGUCGUUGACAUAUUAUAUAUCUUGUUUCUGAAGUCUUCUUGAUAUAUAAAAAAUUGAAAAUAUGUAUUCAGGAGCUGUCAAUCUGAUUUAUAAUACUGUUGCAUUUUCAGUUUACUGAUUAUUCAUACUCGUUUUCUUGAUUCCGCGUAUUCAGUUAACCUUAUCGGAUUCAUUGAGACAAGAAAUUCUCAAUUGAAAUACCCCUUUGAAUCUUGGAAAGUUCAAGAAAAUCCACCUUCGGUUCUUGAUCAUUUGAAAAUGAGUAUCCAGAGGUUUAUUAGUACUCACGGCAAUGAAUACUUUUCGAGUGAUUAUAAUUUAGAAGUUCCCAAAUGUUCAGCUCAAGAUUUAGUUGAUCAACAAUUACAAUAUUCAUCAUACAUGGAAACUUGUUUGCCUAUUGCUAGUUCAUCUUCAAGUAGCAUAAUCAGCUGUAUUGGUUCCCCUUCUUCAGCGUUUUUUGCCACAGAACGUUGCCUCGGGUUUACACAAUAUGAUAAUCAAGAUAAUACUUCUCAGUUGAUCAAGAAUUAUGAUCUUGAAAUGUCAUCAUUUGAUCCUCAACAAUGUAAAAAUGGAAUCUUGGAAGAUUCAUUAGCACAGGCUGAGCCAGAUUUUCGACACAAGAUUUCUUUACCAUCAUUCAUCAGAACAGAAUUCUCAACCAAUCCAUUUUCUGAUGUAUCAGAAGCAGAGAAAGAGAGUUUGUUGCAUCUGAAAAAUGAGUUACUGGGAGAAUUCAAUACUUCAUAUCGGAGGCACCCUUCGUUGCCUUUUGAUGGAAAUCAAGAUUACUGUCUCUCUCAUAAUUUAUGUUGCUCUCAAUUGGAAAAUAUGAGGCAACAAUCCGCGAUCCCUUCACUUACUUGUCAUAACUCUGCAUCUUCUGGAGUAUCCCAUAAGUCUAGUAAGACACGAAUCAGAUGGAGUGAAGAUCUCCAUGAUCGAUUUCUUGAGUGUGUAAAUUGCCUUGGAGGCGCUGACAAGGCUACGCCGAAGCAAAUACUAAAUCUGAUGGACUCAGAAAGCUUAACUCUUGAUCAUGUUAAAAGCCAUUUGCAGAAAUAUCGGAAUGCAAAGCAUCCAGAAUCAGCAGGGAAAUCCGAAAAGAGAAACAGCCUGGAUGCUGUGACAGAUAUCGAGAGCAAAACUGGAAUAGAAAUCAAGGAAGCACUGAAAAUGCAGCUAGAAGUACAAAGGUGUCUUCAUGAGCAACUUGAGACUCAACGAACGUUACAAAUGAGGAUCGAAGAACAAGCAAAAAAGUUGAAGAUGAUAUUUGAUGAACAACAAAAGAUAAACAGGACUCAUUUGGAGACGCGAAAUUCAAACAUUUCAUCUCCUGGUGUAGAAAUUUUGGUUGUAGAAGAGUCCGGUAAUUAGCCUGUCAAGCAAGUUGUAACAAAUGUAAAAUACAGUAAAAAUUAGGCUAUUUAUUAUCAAACUAGUACAUGUCAAUGAUUCUGUUGGCUGCAUAGGUAAAAAUGAAAUGAUUCAUAUAAGCUCCCAAGUAUUCAAUUGAAGAAAAAUUACAGACUGCUCACUCACCUCGAAACAACACCCUUGUUAUAGUCUAGGAGC
Molecule: messenger RNA, 1867 nt
Organism: Solanum dulcamara
Lineage: Eukaryota; Viridiplantae; Streptophyta; Magnoliopsida; Solanales; Solanaceae
Product: probable transcription factor KAN3
Exons: 6
Coding region: 545-1669 (374 amino acids)
Molecular function (GO): DNA binding; DNA-binding transcription factor activity
Source: RefSeq, a predicted model, not a curated record